AAUUUGAGCAGAUGUAGAAUAAUAAGAAAGCCAAAAGAACAAAAUUGACAAAAGAACAAAUAGAUGUUUUGUAAUAAGCAUUUACAUUGUUUGAUACAGAUAAAUCAGGAUCAAUUGAUGAAUCAGAAUUAAGGAAUGCCAUGAAAGUAUAGCACUAAGUUUGAUUGUUUAGGCUCUUGGAUUCAAUGCAUCCAAAGAAGAAGUACAAAAGAUGGUUGAAUAAAUAGACAGAGAUGGAUCUGGAACAAUUGAAUUUCAGGAAUUUGUGGAAAUGAUGAAGAAGAAAAUGUUGGAGGACAAGAAUGUUGAAGUAGAAAUAGAAAAAGCAUUUAACUAUUUUGAUGAUGAUAAUGAAGUAUUCCAAUAUUCAAAUCUUUAGGGUGCUAUUGAUCUAGAAAAAUUGAGAAGAGUUGCAGCAGAUUUAGGAGAAGAAUGCGAUGAACAAACCUUAAAAGACAUGAUUUACGCUGCUGAUCUUGAUCAAGAUGGUAAAGUUAGUAAAGAUGAAUUCAUGAUGGUUAUGAGGAAGAUGAAAUUAAUAUGAUAUAUGCUGUAAAUUU
Messenger RNA from Paramecium octaurelia, 560 nucleotides. The record is from the annotation of a GenBank genome assembly. Lineage: Eukaryota; Ciliophora; Oligohymenophorea; Peniculida; Parameciidae.